Drosophila takahashii is the source of this 523-nucleotide messenger RNA. It is a transcript of the gene Taf12L, whose product is annotated as TBP-associated factor 30kD subunit alpha-2. Gene Ontology annotation, molecular function: protein heterodimerization activity. Gene Ontology annotation, cellular component: transcription factor TFIID complex. NCBI's taxonomy places the organism in Eukaryota, Metazoa, Arthropoda, Insecta, Diptera, Drosophilidae. Gene Ontology annotation, biological process: DNA-templated transcription initiation. The record is from RefSeq and is a predicted model, not a curated record.
AUGGAGAGGAAGAACAAGGACUUCUGGUCCUUUGGCCGCAAUGGCGACGACAGCGAUAAAUCGUCUGACAGCGAGACUCACUUUUCCACCAGAUCCUCGAGCAGCUCCAGCGACUCCAGCAGCGACAGUUGCGUCGAAGUGAAGCCGUCUAGCGAAAUGGAGAGCCUCUGCGUCCCAGGCGGCAGCUAUGAUAUUAUAACCAAGAGCAACCUGCAGCAAUUUGUGCAGAAAAUCGACGGAAAUUCCUCGCUGGACGAUCAGGGCUGCGAUAUGAUGGCCAAAAUAGCCGAUGCCUUCGCUAAUGACGUCUCCAUGCGCAUGGUCAAGUUGGCCAAGUACCGAAAGAGCCGUGUAGGCCUGCUAGACCUGAAGUUCGUCCUCAAGCGCGAAUACAACAUGGAGUUUCCCAACAAAUAAAUGGAAAAAUAAGUAAAAAAAAAAAUAUUUUACCAAUCCCCCAAAAAUGUCUGCCUUUUGAUUAAUUAAAAAUGAUUAAAGACUUUCAUAUAAAUAAACAAUUCUU